Molecule: messenger RNA, 2824 nt
Organism: Haliotis rubra (blacklip abalone)
Lineage: Eukaryota; Metazoa; Mollusca; Gastropoda; Lepetellida; Haliotidae
Product: cholinesterase 1-like
Exons: 2
Coding region: 373-2265 (630 amino acids)
Source: RefSeq, a predicted model, not a curated record
ACAUCAUAGACAUUACUAGUGAGUGAGUGAGGUAAUAUUUAACGUCACAUCGGCAAUAUUUCAGCCAUAUCGUGACGGGAUGGACAUUACUAAGACACCCUAUGUCACAAUCAUUUCAGUACAACAAUAGCUCUGAGCGGGCUGUAUCACAUUUCUAAUCGCCAUCACAUGAUUGUAGGUGCGUCAUGGACAUUGCACAAGUGAUAAGCGAAAGGAAUAUACUCGCGGUUAUCCACGUCAACUGAUAACGUGUUCCUCAUUCAGUUGUUUGUAAAUACCAAGCAAUAUAGGACGUCUUUAACAUUAAUGUGCCUUGUUCAAGACUAACGUGUACAAGCAGAAAGUCUAUCGAAUUGUGGCCCAGGUUCCCAAAUGAGGCUCUCGGUAUUCUGGUCCCCCUUUCUGGUUCUAGGUUUUGCUCCAUGGUCAGUGCUUUCCGCGCCGGAUGUCAACUCAACAUGGGGACAGAUACAAGGUGUGGAUAAAGUCAGCAAAGAUGGCCUUCCAUACUUUGGAUACUACGGAAUCCCGUACGCGAAACCCCCGACUAGCAACCUGAGGUUCCGCAGACCGGAGCCUCACCCAGGUGUGGCGGAUGUGUUCAAUGCCACUGCGUAUGGAUAUGCGUGUCCAUCUUUACAAAUUACGAACUCGAGCCUCUCAGAUGAGGACUGUCUCACGCUGAAUGUGUUUCUGCCCAAUUCCACUGAAGUGUCUUCCCAAACGCCAGUGAUGGUGUGGAUACACGGUGGAGGAUUUAUGGCUGGCUCAGCUGAAGAAUAUGAGCCAUGGAAACUGGUGACAGAGACUGGCGUCAUCGUCGUCACCAUCCAAUACCGGCUGGGAAUAUUCGGAUUCAUCAGUACUGGAAAUGACGUCGCUCCAGGUAACUACGGAUUAUGGGAUCAACACCUGGCGCUCCAGUGGAUCAAGACUAACAUUGAAGCUUUUGGUGGUGACAGCAACAACAUCACCAUCAUCGGAGAAUCUGCAGGGGCGGCGAGUGUGGCCUAUCACGUGUUGUACCCGGGGUCAAAGGGGCUGUUCCAGAGAGCAGUUCUACAGAGUGGAGCUGUCACGCCUGUUUGGGGGUACAAAAGAAAUCCAGUGGCAACGCUGAUGCUUGUCGCCAGGGCUGCUGAUUGUCUCACCGAGGACACUGAUCCAAUUGCCCUGCAAAAACUAAUAAUGAACUGUCUGAGAAACCUGACAGCGGACACACUCCUUCGUGCCUCUGUCAUACACGGUUCAAUGGCCCACAACCUGUUAUUCCUGUCAUGGCUGCCGACAAUGGAUGGAGUCUUUAUACACGAUGAACCAGCAAAACUUAUGUCGGACCACACGUUUCUGUCCACGACCGUCCUGAAGGACGUGGAUGUCCUAGUUGGCGUCAAUAAUAACGAAGGCGGGAUGAUGUACGACAUUGCUGUUAUGUUUGACAGACUUUUGAACACAACAUACGUCAAUGAGAUCUUCCGACCAACGCCAUACUACACAGACAUCCUACCGCAGAUAACAAAUCUGACGUUAGGACAACACAAUCCAGUAGUCGAUGACGUCAUUGGAUUUACCUACACCUACCCACGCCCUGAUGCCAAUGUGAGCCUACCCCAUUACCAGGUCUUCGACACUUAUGGUGAUCCAGCAUUUUAUGUUCCAGCCAUUUUGUUUUCCAGAGUUCACGCCAUGUUGAAGACAGACAAGAAAACCUACUUGUAUCUGUUUGAUCAUUACCCGUCAUUCACUGAAGACUCCCCGGUGAAAGGGAUGGUCCACGGUAUGGACAUCAUGUAUUUGUUUGGUCAGCUUGACCGCGAAAACAGAAACAUUUCUCAGGAGGAAUUUAAACUUGCCGACAACUUUACAGCUUUCAUAGGGGCAUUUGCUAAGUCGAGUGAUCCUAAUUCAGUGCUGGAGAUGCAGAUAGGGACGCCAUGGCCUGAGUUUGACGCCAUGUCCGAACACUAUCUGUCUUUCAACACCAAUAUGUCCAUCCAAGAACACCUUUAUUCUAAAAGAGCUUCGCUUUGGCUUGAUCUUGUCCCGAUGCUGAAUGAAGCACCAUCUCCAACGUCGCCCACAACAACACAAACAUCCGUCCCAACAUCGUCUCCACCGCCAGAGUGCUCUGACGACUCAAGAGUUGCAGUCAUAGCGAUGGGCUCCACACUCGGCGCCCUGGUCCUUGCAUUCGUUAUUACAAUUGUGUGUUUCUGCAUCAAAGCUCGCUCCUCUGAUGAUCAACAGAGCUUCUCGCUCUACUAAAUGAACACAUUUCGUUGAAAGCAACAUGAGUACACCUUGUCAGCAUCAACAUGAACACAUCUCGUCACCAGUAACAUGAGCAGAUCUCGUCACCAGUAACAUCAGCACAUCUCGUCACCAGCACCAUAAGCACAUCUCGUCUCCAGCACCAUAAGCACAUCUCGUCACCAGCACCAUAAGCACAUCUCGUCACAGUAACAUGAGCACAUCACGUCACCAGCACCAUAUGCACAUCUCGUGACCAUCACCAUGAGCACAUCUCGUCACCAGCACCAUAAUCACAUCUCGUCAGCAACACCAUAAGCACAUCUCGUCACCCUCACCAUAAGCACAUCUCGGCACCAGAAACAUAAGCAGAUCUCGUCCCCAGCAUCAUGAGCACAUCUCGAUACCAGGAACAUUAGCACUUCUCGUCACGAGCAACAUGAGCACAUCUCGUCACCAGCAACAUUAGCACUUCUCAACACAAGCAACAUUAGCAUUUCUCGUCUCCGGAGACAGUGGUUGUUGUGCAUGUUAUACUCUCAUAUAACUAUAAAAAUGUAAAUUAAUUUACUCA